Molecule: messenger RNA, 687 nt
Organism: Aspergillus fischeri NRRL 181
Lineage: Eukaryota; Fungi; Ascomycota; Eurotiomycetes; Eurotiales; Aspergillaceae
Product: fumarylacetoacetate hydrolase family protein
Exons: 2
Coding region: 1-687 (228 amino acids)
Cellular component (GO): mitochondrion
Molecular function (GO): acetylpyruvate hydrolase activity
Source: RefSeq, a predicted model, not a curated record
AUGGCCCUGCACAGCAUCAUCACCACUGACGAAUGCUUCCCCCGCAGCGACCACAUUACAGAACUCAACAACACCAAGCCGAAGCAGCCUUUCUUCUUUCUGAAGCCCCCGUCUUCUAUUCUUCUGCCACGCGAGGGUCCCGUUCUGCGCCCCAAGGGAGUCAGCCUGCACUAUGAGGUGGAAUUGGCACUGGUGAUGGGCAAGACGGUUCGGGAUCUGGACCCGAACGAUGAGAAGGGUGCUCUGGAUGCGAUUCGCAGCUACCUCCUCGCCAUUGACAUGACCGGCCGGAAUGUCCAAGACGAGGCAAAGAAGAAGGGCCUCCCCUGGUCCAUCGCCAAGGGCUUUGACACUUUCCUGCCCAUUUCCGAAGAAAUCCCCAAGGCGCGCAUUCCCGAUCCCCACAAUGCUUUCUUGCGCCUCAGCGUUGGGUCCCAGCUCCGUCAGGCAGAUUCCACCGGCCUCAUGCUCUACCGGAUCCCCAGGCAACUGGCAGAGAUCUCGCGCGUCAUGACGCUGGAGAAGGGCGAUCUUGUUCUUACUGGUACCCCCAAGGGAGUCGGAGAGGUCAAGGACGGUGACGUGAUGAAGGCGUCCAUCGAGGUGGACGGGAAGGAGAUCGAGGAGGGUAGAAUCGAGGUGGAGGUGAAGGAUCGGGAGGGCAGAUACGUGUACAGUGAGACGUGA